Corticium candelabrum is the source of this 1175-nucleotide messenger RNA. RefSeq names its product keratin-associated protein 5-1-like. Bases 123 to 1139 code for a protein of 338 amino acids. The transcript has a single exon. Lineage: Eukaryota; Metazoa; Porifera; Homoscleromorpha; Homosclerophorida; Plakinidae. The record is from RefSeq and is a predicted model, not a curated record.
UGCCAAGGGGAGUCCCAAACAACGUCGGCUGUACAGCCAUUUUCUCGACGCGUGAUUGACAUGCGGUUGACACCUGGUUAGCUAGGAAUUUCUUAUUAACUGGAUGCGAGUCUAGACACUCAAUGUCAAGUGUGUGUGUGUGUGUGUGUGUGUGUGUGUGUGUGUGUGUGUGUGUGUGUGUGUGUGUGAGUGGGUGUGUUUGUGUGUUGUCUGUCUGUGUUGUUUGUCUGUCUGUCUGUGUUGUUUGUCUGUCUGUCUGUGUUGUUUGUCUGUCUGUCUGUGUUGUUUGUCUGUCUGUCUGUGUUGUUUGUCUGUCUGUCUGUGUUGUUGUCUGUCUGUCUGUGUUGUUGUCUGUCUGUCUGUGUUGUUGUCUGUCUGUCUGUGUUGUUGUCUGUCUGUCUGUGUUGUUGUCUGUCUGUCUGUGUUGUUGUCUGUCUGUGUUGUUUGUACAUCUGUCUGUGUUGUUUUUUUUCUGUCUGUUUGUCUGUCUGUGUUGUAUGUCUGUCUGUCUGUGUUUUUUUUUCUGUCUGUUUGUCUGUCUGUGUUGUAUGUCUGUCUGUCUGUGUUGUAUGUCUGUCUGCCUGUGUUGUAUGUCUGUCUGUCUGUGUUGUUUUUCUCUCUGUCUGUGUUGUUUAUUUGUCUGCCUGUGUUGUUUGUCUGUCUGUCUGUGUUGUUUGUCUGUCUGUCUGUUGUUUGUCUGUCUGUCUGUGUUGUUUGUCUGUCUGUCUGUGUUGUUUGUCUGUCUGUGUUGUUUGUCUGUCUGUCUGUGUUGUCUGUUUGUUUCUGUCUGUUUGUCUGUCUGUGUUUUUUUUCUGUCUGUUUGUGUGUGUGUGUGUGUGUUGUUUGUUUGUCUGUCUGUCUGUGUUGUUUGUUUUUCUGUGUUGAUUGUUUGUCUGUCUGUGUUGUCUGUCUGUCUGUCUGUGUUGUUUGUCUGUCUGUCUGUGUUGUUUGUCUGUCUGUCUGUGUUGUUUGUUUGUCUGUCUGUGUUGUUUGUUUGUCUGUCUGUGUUGAUUGUUUGUCUGUCUGUGUUGUUUGUCUGUCUGUCUGUGUUGUUUGUCUGUCUGUCUGUGUUGUUUGUUUGUCUGUCUGUGUUGAUUGUUUGUCUGUCUGUCUAUCUGUCUGUGUGUGUCAAUUUCUAAUUUAUUUUAUUCAAUAAUAAACAACAACACUAACAA